This is a messenger RNA of Aedes aegypti (yellow fever mosquito), 368 nucleotides long. RefSeq names its product mitochondrial import receptor subunit TOM7 homolog (gene Tom7). Gene Ontology annotation, cellular component: mitochondrial outer membrane translocase complex. Gene Ontology annotation, biological process: protein import into mitochondrial matrix. The record is from RefSeq and is a predicted model, not a curated record. The transcript has 2 exons. NCBI's taxonomy places the organism in Eukaryota, Metazoa, Arthropoda, Insecta, Diptera, Culicidae. Bases 163 to 327 code for a protein of 54 amino acids.
CGCGCGGCACGCCCUUUAGGAAGCAAGCACCAUCGUUCUUUGCUCGUUUUGCGUGUUUUUGUGCUCGACGACGACGGUACGCACGUUUCAGGUCGAGUGGAAUCGAUUUUGCGGCGCUAAAUUUUCCACAUUCCCGGCGGAAAGCUAUCCGAAAACCACAUCAUGAAUCUAUCACCAGACGCCAAGGACCGCCUGGGAGUGGUUAUCGAGGUCGUCAAAACCGCUUUCCAUUGGGGUUUCAUUCCGACCGUGUUGUAUCUAGGUUUCCGGAAAGGAUCCGAAGCUGGAAUGCCACCCCUGAGCGUAAUGAGUUUGCUGUGGCAGUAAAUUUAUCCAUGUUAAUAGAAUAAAAGAAAUCAAAAAUCUAA